AUGUUAGAUAUGAAUUCAAAGAAUAUAAUCGAAGAAGAUACUGAAACAACAAUGGAGAAAACUAUUUUACUUAAUAUUCCACCACGAUUACAAUGGGAUAAUGGCAAUGGUUAUUGUGGUGAAACAGCUCUUCAGUCUAUCGGUCUCUAUUAUGGUGCUUGGAUUUCUCAAAAAUUGAUCUGUGAUAUAAAUAAAGGUGAAUAUCUAUUGCAGCCAGUGACAUCCAAUGAUCAUCGAGAACCAUUGCGUACUUUGACAAUACUUCAUUUCACAUACAAUGAAUGGGAUUGGAUUAAUUCUCCUCAACCACAAUUUCGUCAUUUUUGUGAUUGGAUGAAACGAUCAAUUAUACGACGACAUCCUGUCAUAUUUGGUAUUUUUCUUCCCGGAAUGAGUUAUGAAGAUUAUGAUCAUAUUGUUCCAGCAGUUGGCAUACGAUAUCAAAAUGAAGAUCAAUAUGAUCCACAUGAUAAAAUCAUCUAUCAUGAUUUAUAUGAGGAUAGACGAUUCGAGAAAAAUCUCAACGAAGACGAAUUUGGAGCAACUAGAGAAACUAUCAAUGAUGGAGUAGAUGAUGACGACGAUGAUGAAGAAGAAAGUGAUGAAGAAGAAAGUAAUGAUGAUGAUGAAGAUGAUGAAGGAUGUUUACCAUUGUUUGUCGAGUAUGGUAUAGCUAUUACUGGUAUUGUUGAUGAAGAUUCCGUAACAUUACCAGUUCACUUAUCUGUUUCUGAAUGUGAUGAACCUAAUCCAGUAUUUCGAGAAGAUCCCAUAGAAAUGCUUGGAACUGUUACAGUAAAUAAUUUAACAAUUGGAUGUUUCUAUGCACUCUUGCGAUAUUCAUCUUAUGAAUCUGUGCCAACUAGAGGAAAUGUCAAUGCUUUUCUACAAUCUGAUUUUGAUCAGAAACAUGAAUUUAUGGCAGUCAACACGGAUUAUGUGUAUGAGGAUCCAAAGGCAAUAGUAUCAACUGGAUCCGUCUACUAUCGUUGUGUUUUAAUAUCUGAGUAA
Adineta steineri is the source of this 1011-nucleotide messenger RNA. The record is from the annotation of a GenBank genome assembly. NCBI's taxonomy places the organism in Eukaryota, Metazoa, Rotifera, Eurotatoria, Adinetida, Adinetidae.